AACUACGAAUUAUAUCGUCUUAGUUGAUUUAACUUGAUUAAUUUACUUAAAAAAAUAUAUACACUACUUUUUUUGUUAUUUAAGAAACUAACCUCUACUUGUUUUGUUUCUUUCGUCCGAAAAAUAUUAUGAUAUAAUAAUCAAUAAAUAUGGAAUAUAACGACGUAGAUGACGAAAUCGAUGGUUUAAUACUAACUAUUCAAGUAAAGAACUUUCUUUGUCAUGAUAAUUUAAUUAUUGAAUUACACCAAAACAAUAUUCAUUGGGUGUUUGGCCGUAAUGGUAGUGGCAAAAGUGCGAUUCUUACAGCGUUAAUCGUUGGUCUCGGAGGCAAGGCAGCUGCAACCAGAAGGGGCAACAAUAUUCAAUCGUUCAUUAAAAAAGGUUCCAACUAUGCUACAAUUGAAAUAAAAAUAAAAAAUAGUACCCCCAAGUCAUACAAUCAUGAUAGAUAUGGAGAUCAUAUUACUGUUAUUAGAAAAAUUACUACUGCUGGAGGAUCAAGCUACAUUGUGAAAUCAGCAACAGGAGAAGUGGUUUCAACAAAGUAUGCAGAAAUAAAUAACAUUAUGUUAGCUCUUGAAAUACAAGUAGACAACCCAAUAUCAGUGCUGAAUCAGGACGAGGCGCGUUCAUUUUGUUGGACUGAUUCAAAGAAGUUGUUCUCCCUAUUCAGAAGAGCAACUAAUCUUGAUUAUAGCGAGAGUAAUUACAACAAAGUCCUUGACAACUGUAGAAUGGCUAUUGCAAUCAAAACUGAGAAGGACAGGACUUGUGCACAAUUGGAGAGAGAGUAUAAAAGCUGGGAAAACAAAUACAGACAAUUAUUAUCACGCAAUGAAAUGAAAAUACAAAUGAGAGAUCUAAAAAAAGAGUUAGUUUGGAGUGAAAUUUCUGAGUUACAACUCAAACAGCAAUCCUUGAAUGAACAAAUCGACCUGCAAAUGAGAAAAUGUCAAAAAAUAUCAGAUAAACUUUUGGCGAUGGAGGAAGAUUUUGAGGGCAAUCGCAAUAUUAUUGAAACCCUAAAACAGCGUUUAGAGGAGAACGACCGAGAAAAGACAUCUUUAGAGGCAGAGAAAAGGGCGAUAGAGGAGGAAAUUAGAAACGUGCAGACGAAUCAUCGCACGGCACAGCGGGCGACCGUCAAGAAGCGGGAACAGCUCGACAAAGAGACGAGGAAGAUCGCCGAUUUCGAGCACGAAAUAAGAAACAUCGAGUCCGGCGCGGAGGCGGGGCGGCGGGAGGCGCUGGAGCGGCGCGCGAGCGAGGCGCGCGAGGCGGAGCAGGCCGUGCGCGCGCGCGUGUCCACCGCCGAGCACCGCGUGGAGCAGGCCGCGGCGCAGCACGAGCGCGCGCAGGCGCUCGCCGCGCGCGAGGACGCCGAGCGCCGCGACCUGCUCGAGCGCUUCGAGAAGCUGCGACGGAGCCAGCAGGAGCUGAGGUCGCGCCACGGCGACCCGCUGGCGGCGUGGGGCGAGCACGUGGGCGCGCUGCGGCGCCGCGUGCAGCAGGCCGUCGAGCGCCGCCAGUUCAGCCAGCCGCCCCUCGGGCCCGUGGGUUACUAUUUACGUUUAAAAGAUCAAAAAUGGGGAAAUGCCCUUGAACAUAUUAUAAGUAAUAUGAAAACAACUUUCUGCGUGAACAGUCCAGAAGAUUCCAGAAAACUUUUUGAGAUUAUGCAGGAGGUAUAUGGAAACAAGCCAAAGCCGAGUGUGACGUGCAGUCGAUUCCUGCCGAAGCGACAUGACGUGUCUCGGCGCCGCGUGCAAGCGCAUCCCUGCGCGCUCGACAUGCUCGACAUAGAGAAUCCCGUCAUCGCCAACUUUCUCAUCGACAACCUCAGCCUCGAGACCGUGCUGCUCGUGCCGGAUCAAGAGGAAGCGAUCCGCCAGGCCGACACGGAAGCAAAUGUGCCGCUGAACUGCAGCAAGAUAGUCACCGAGGACUGCAUGGAGUUCUAUCCCGCCCCAAACUACCGCAGCUACGGAGGAGAUCCCCGCCGACUCGGCCACCACUACCUGCACCUCAGCACGGAGGACGGCGAACGGCGGCUGCGCGAGGCGGUGGCGCGCGCGGAGGAGGCGCUGCGCUCGCAGACGGAGCGCGCGCGGGCGGCGCGGGGCGAGGAGCAGCGCGCGGCGCGGGAGGCGCGCGAGGCGGGCGCGGGGCUGCAGGCGCUGCUGGCCGCGCGCCUCGAGCGCGAGCGCGAGCUGCGCGCGGCCGAGCGCGCGCGCGACCUGCACCGCAGCCCGCAGCACGACGAGCUGGAAAAGGAACUCGACGUGACUAAGCAGAUCGUGGAAACUCUCCGAGUAGAAUUGAAGGAAACCUCGACGGCGGAGAACAUAUAUGUGCAAAAAAUUGGCGAGCACGAGGCAAAAUUGAGGCAGAUCAAAACGAAACUCGCCGACCUCACUGAUGUCUCUAGAAAACUUUAUGAAGAAAUCACUCGGGAACAGUCUAAGGUCGAUAAUAGAGAGGCUAAACGUCAAAAUUAUGAACGUAUAUUGAAAGAGCAUCAAGAUGGUCUCGUUCAGAUCAGAGAUCAAUCGACGCAACAGGAAGCCAAUAUAUCAGAGAAGGUCAACAAAGCCCUCGCCACCGGAACCAGGGUCGAUAAUCCAAGGGAUCGGAGAACUAUACAAGAGUUGCUGCAAGAAACGAGAAUAAAACUGAAAGCCGUCGACAGUCUGACGCUGGACAUGGAAACAGUGAGCACGGAGAUGGCUCGUGCGGAAGAGGAAUAUACAAAUCUCAAAGAAUUGCUCACGAAGUUUAGCGAGCUCAUUGAAGAGACGCAAUCUUCCAUCGAUGCUCGCUUAAAGUUCUGCUACCAACUGGAGAUACAGAUUACACGCCGGGUGCAGUUCUGUUUCGGGUCCAUUCUGGCCGCGCACGGCUACAACGGCCGCAUCGAGGUGAAGCACUCGUCGGGCGAGCUGACGCUGCAGCUGUCGGGGCGCGACGGCUCGCGGCGCACGCAGGGCGCGGCCGCGCUGUCGGGCGGCGAGCGCUCCUACUGCACCGUGGCGCUGCUGCUUGCGCUCUGGGAGUGCGUCGAGCUGCCCUUCUACUUCCUCGACGAGUUCGACGUGUUCACGGACGCCGACAACCGCAGGAUCAUGAUUGAACUACUGCUGGACUUUGCGCGCCGGCACCCAUCGCGCCAGUUCGUGUUCCUGGCGCCGGAGCUGCCGCACGCGCGCGCGAUGACGUCGGAGAGGCCUCUGGAGCUGCACCGAUUGGAGGACCCCCGGCCAUAACUUGUUUGUAAUUGUGAAUGUCAUUAAAUCUACAAGAUUAUAUUUUGUGUCGAUUUGUUUUUUUAUUUUCUUUUUAAAUAAAAGAUCAAUUAAUCAUCAA
Messenger RNA from Vanessa tameamea, 3366 nucleotides. It is a transcript of the gene SMC6, whose product is annotated as Structural maintenance of chromosomes 6. Gene Ontology annotation, cellular component: site of double-strand break; Smc5-Smc6 complex; nucleus. Gene Ontology annotation, molecular function: single-stranded DNA binding; damaged DNA binding. Gene Ontology annotation, biological process: double-strand break repair via homologous recombination. NCBI's taxonomy places the organism in Eukaryota, Metazoa, Arthropoda, Insecta, Lepidoptera, Nymphalidae. Bases 150 to 3266 code for a protein of 1038 amino acids. The record is from RefSeq and is a predicted model, not a curated record. The transcript has 18 exons.